GGAGCUUCGACCGAACGGCGCCAAACCAGACACCCCUCGAUUUUCACCACAGCACAAGCAGACAACGGAUUCGGGACUCAAGAUGGGCGCUACUAGUACUCCAAACCCGACACUACCCUUGCCUGGCAAGGAGAAUAUUCUCAUCACCAGCGCUUUACCAUAUGUCAACAAUGUUCCACAUCUCGGAAACAUUAUUGGCAGUGUCCUGUCUGCAGAUGUCUUCGCCAAGUUUUGUAAGGCGAGGGGUCUCCCGACAAUAUAUGUCUGCGGUUCAGAUGAGUACGGCACUGCGACAGAAACAAAGGCGCUUUCCGAGGGCGUGGAUCCGGCCACAUUGUGUGCCAAGUAUCACGCGAUCCACAAGGACAUUUACGACUGGUUCAGGAUCGACUUCGACGUCUUCGGCCGCACCCCUACCCCGGAGCACACGUGCAUAGUCCAAGAUAUCUUCACUCGCCUUUGGAACAAUGGCUUUAUCGAGCAGCGGGAGACCACCCAGGCCUACUGCCCUACUCACUCAUCCUUCCUGGCUGACCGCUAUGUCGAAGGCGAGUGCAGCCUUUGCCAUGACAAGGGCGCUCGUGGUGACCAGUGCGAUGCGUGCGGCAACCUCCUCGACCCCUUGGAGCCGGACAAGGAUGCGUCUGGAAACCAGGAGACCAAGGCGACCGGAUGGCUCAUAAACCCUCGCUGCAAGCUCGAUGGCACCACCCCUGAGAGGCGCCAGACCAAGCAUCUCUAUCUCCGCUUGGACGCCCUGCAGGACGAGAUCAAGGCGUGGCUGGAGACAGCUGAGAAGGGCUGGAGCGCGAAUUGUGUCUCCAUCACCCAUUCAUGGCUGGACCAGGGCCUGAAGCCCCGUGGCAUUACCAGAGACCUGAAGUGGGGGGUCCCAAUUCCCACGGGGCUCAACGGUUUGUCUGACGAGGACUAUGCCAAGAAGGUUUUCUAUGUGUGGUUUGAUGCUUGCGUUGGAUAUCCGUCGAUCACCAAGACUUACACGGAUGCUGGUAAUCUGGACGGCACAAAUUGGGAAAAGUGGUGGAAGAACCCAGAGGAUGUCUCACUCUAUCAGUUCAUGGGGAAAGACAACGUUCCGUUCCAUACCAUCAUAUUUCCUGCCUCUCAGCUUGGCACAAGGCAAAAUUGGACCAAGGUCAAGCACCUGUCUACCACUGAGUACCUCAACUACGAGGGCGGCAAGUUCAGUAAAUCUAAGGGUGUGGGCGUGUUCGGCAAUAACGCUCGCGAUACCGGCAUCGACGCCGAUAUCUGGAGAUACUAUCUCCUGUCCAGACGUCCCGAGACCAGUGACUCGGAAUUCAAAUGGGGAGACUUUGUCGAUGCCAACAACAACGACCUGCUCAAGAACCUGGGCAAUCUGUGCCAGCGCGUCGUCAAGUUCUGCCAAGCGAAGAUGGACGGUGUAGUGCCUGAGUACGACAUCUCCAAAUUCCCAGCUCUCCAGGAGCACAAGGACGAGGUGAACAGACAACUCCAGGAGUACAUCACACAUCUGAAGGGUCUGAAAUUGCGAGCGGGGCUAUCGGCAGUCAUGGGUAUCUCCGCACUGGGCAACAAGCUUUUACAGGAUAACAAGCUCAGCAACCAGCUGAUAACUGAAGAACCCGAUCGAUGCCGCGCUGUCAUUGGCCUUGCUCUCAACCACAUUCACCUUUUGGCGAACAUCCUCUUCCCGUAUAUGCCUGAAAAGGCUCGGUCCAUCCUCAGGCAGCUCGGGGUUAAAGGUUCAGGUGAGGAGGGGCACGUCACCGCGCACAUCCCGGAUACCUGGGAGGCAAACGAGCUCAAGCCGGGUCAUGCCAUCGGCACGCCCGAAUUGUUGUUUUCCAACAUUCCUGCAGCCAAGGUCGAAGAAUGGCGCGACGCAUACGGGGGCGAGGAGCUUCGCAAGCAGAAGGAACUGGAAGCGCAGAAGGCGGCUGCCAAAAAGGCAGCGAGAGAAGCAGAGAAGGAACGGAAGAGGCUUAAGAAGGCGGCCCAAGCGGCUGAGGCAGCCCAGGGCCAGGGCCAGGGGUCUACCACACUUCCUACUCGCCCUGCCGCAACCGAUGAAGCUGCGACGGAUUCAACUACGUCGGCUACUGCCGUAGCUGCAGCGGAUUCAACUGAGGCGACCGCCAAGGCGUGAUGAUACGGGCGCGUUUGGCGCAUGACGUACGUAGUAGACGGACUGCUGUGCUGCUUCUAGACUAGACUUCUUUGCCAGCGCGCCUUAUGAUUCAGCGUCGAUCCGCCCGCUGCUAGUUCUGUGUCAGACCGACACGAGUGCAGUAAUGUCUUUGAUUGUUAGAGCGCUACAGUACAUGAAACGGGACAAGCCGCAGCUAGAGAGCAUAGGGAAUACUCCAAGCUUGCCAUACCUGGUGAGGAACACGAGAAUUUUAGCCG
This is a messenger RNA of Chaetomium strumarium, 2412 nucleotides long. RefSeq names its product tRNA synthetases class I (M)-domain-containing protein. Gene Ontology annotation, molecular function: ATP binding; methionine-tRNA ligase activity. The transcript is spliced from 8 exons. The coding region runs from base 83 to 2152 and encodes 689 amino acids. Gene Ontology annotation, biological process: methionyl-tRNA aminoacylation. Gene Ontology annotation, cellular component: aminoacyl-tRNA synthetase multienzyme complex; cytosol. Lineage: Eukaryota; Fungi; Ascomycota; Sordariomycetes; Sordariales; Chaetomiaceae. The record is from RefSeq and is a predicted model, not a curated record.